AUGCAAGACACAUCACUCAAAGAUCAUUUAGAUGCUGAGAGAGCUAUCCAAAAAUAUGAGUUGAAUACCUCGACGUUUGAUGUUGUUCGAGUCGAUGAUUUUCACAACCACAACUGUUCCACCAUGUUCUGGUACUUUUAUAUGUGGAUCCUCGUGUUCUUAGCAUUUGUAUUGUUGGCAGUUGAUAUCUACUCAUGUCUCAAUAUUCUUGUGUUUCAUAAAUGGGCAACGGAUGAUUAUAAACCAUAUGCAUAUUCGAUAGCCAAGUGGAUUUUCACUGGAUGUAUCAUCUUUGAGUUUGUUUUAUUGAUUUACUGUUGGAUCUGGGCUAUACAUAUCUAUCGCACGAAGAACAUUGCCAUGGUGUAUCUCAAUUCAAUAUGUAAAAAGAUUUAUUCCAUCAAGUCAUAUUCCUGCUUUUGCUUAAUGAAUAGUAUUGACGAAGGUAAAUUUUUCGAUCAAUGUUGUUUCAAUACCUACUAUGAAAUACAAAAUGCGCCACAGAUCCUCAUUGCAGAUACCCCAAGACAAGUCAUUAAUAUUCUUACGCUAAGGUACUAUGCUACUGGCGGUGAUUUAAACAACGAUAUACUAAGCAAUAUCAGAUCCAUUGCAAAAACAAAUUUACGACUUUCCAUAAUCUUGAGCUUCAUGUGCUUGUCGGUCUUUAUCUACGCCAUAUUCUUUUUCAAAUUCUUGUUUGGGAUGCUACUGUAUAUACCUUUGAAAUAUUCGCUAAAAGAUCAAGGUUACAAAAGCUUCAAAAGUUAUUGCAGUUACUUGGUGAAUAAAUCAGUUUCAGAUGCCGUUAACAAACACCACAGACCGAAGAAAGAAUUGAGGGAAGAAGGAUUGCUUUCUGAAGCUGCAAUCUCACAACUUCCACAAAUAGAUGAAUACCCAUCCGAUUAUAAAGGAUAUACUCGAGUAUACUAUGGAAGAUCAGAGUCAGACGAAAGCAUCGCAAUGAGAAGUUUGAACUAUAAUGCAUCAAAACCAUAUGGGGACCUGAAACCAGAUCUCUACCAACAAAUACCUUUCGAUCAAUUGCAACAAUCCGAACAAGUAUUUUCAACAUUGGGUGCGAAUAAUGUUCCUUUUAGCAAGAGACUAAGCAGCCUUCGGGAAAAGAAUACAAAUAAAUUAUUUGAACAUCCUCAGGUCGCUGGCAGUGCUAGCAGUUUAACGAAUGCACAACCACAAGCACGAUAUGAGAGUCUCACACAAGUAGACACGCAAACAAGUGUCGCAAACACCAACGAUCUACAUUACUACAAACAGAGACUGAGAUCAUACAAUAAGUUAAUGCAGAGUGAUGAAUUACUUGAAGAGUCGCAAAGCAGAAUGCCCAGUUACCCAAUGAGAUCGUAUACUGCAGAGAGCUCAUAUGACCUUCGUAAUCCAAAUCAGAUGGAUUCACAGAUUGACUUGCUUUCAACAGAUCCCAUACACGAGCAGAAUAACUACGAUGCUAUAGAUCAAGAACAUACAGGAUCAGAACCCUGGUCUUUGAACGCCCCAUUUACCGAGCCACACCAGCAUCAAAAAGUGUUAAAACGUAAACCGAUUCUGAGAUCAUUUACAGAGGAGUCAUAUGCAACAAGUCAGUAUACCUCGCAAGAUCCAUUUUCUGAUGACCAAUUUGCCUAUGAACAACCCAAGGUGCCAGAAGUCAAGAUUGACCACAGUUCGCCAAACUCACAAAAUUCGGGCGAAAUAGACAAAAUUUUGGAUGCUUACGACGCCAAUACAUCAGCUCCAUACCCUGUAAGAGGAGUAUCAAAAUUCUUUGACAAAGAAUGA
Molecule: messenger RNA, 1803 nt
Organism: Lodderomyces orthopsilosis Co 90-125
Lineage: Eukaryota; Fungi; Ascomycota; Pichiomycetes; Serinales; Debaryomycetaceae
Gene: KCH1
Product: Kch1p
Exons: 1
Coding region: 1-1803 (600 amino acids)
Biological process (GO): potassium ion transmembrane transport
Cellular component (GO): plasma membrane
Molecular function (GO): potassium ion transmembrane transporter activity
Source: RefSeq, a predicted model, not a curated record